Molecule: messenger RNA, 1605 nt
Organism: Mangifera indica (mango)
Lineage: Eukaryota; Viridiplantae; Streptophyta; Magnoliopsida; Sapindales; Anacardiaceae
Product: transcription factor MYB17-like
Exons: 3
Coding region: 423-1355 (310 amino acids)
Source: RefSeq, a predicted model, not a curated record
UACUGUUUGUACAAGUUUCUUGCCCUCAACCUCAAUGAUGAUUCAAUUUCUCAAUGCCUGUUCACAAUCUCGUUAUAAAUACAGACACUUCAUAUACAUAUACAUGUAUUUAUUGCAAAGCCAGCUUGAAGCUCGCUGAGCGACCUGGCUUGCACCCACGUUAUUAAUAUUACCAGCAGCAAUAAAAUUCACUUUUGAUUUCCAUAGAUAAUAUUCAAACAAGCAUUUAAAGCUUGCCUCUCUCUUUUUAUCUGUCUGUCUUUAUCUCUGAUACAAUAUAAUUUGCUUAUCAGUACUUUUUUAUCUCCAAAGUGAGUGUGAGCAGUUAGCCUUAAGGAUUGAAGGUGUUUUGCCAUUCGUUGGUGGUGGUGGUGUAUGGUGUUAAGGUUUUGGUUAUUGAAGCUUUGGUAUUAAGUGAAGAAAUGGGGAGGACACCAUGUUGUGAUAAGAAGGGUUUGAAGAAAGGGCCAUGGACUCCUGAAGAGGAUGAGAUUCUUAUUCAGCAUAUCAAGAAGAACGGCCAUGGAAGCUGGCGUUCUCUUCCUAAGCUCGCAGGUCUUCUUCGAUGCGGGAAGAGUUGCCGGCUUAGAUGGACAAAUUAUCUUAGGCCGGACAUAAAGCGUGGUCCCUUUACCGAAGAGGAAGAGAAGCUUGUCAUUCAGCUUCAUGGCAUUCUGGGAAAUAGGUGGGCUUCCAUUGCCUCUCAGCUACCAGGAAGAACUGAUAAUGAAAUCAAGAACUUAUGGAACACUCACCUGAAGAAGCGCAUGCUGUGCAUGGGGCUUGAUCCACAAACUCACGAGCCCUUUGCCUCUUCCUGCGGACCAGCCAUUAAAUCUCCUGCAUCUCCUACCACUCGCCACAUGGCUCAAUGGGAGAAUGCUAGGCUUGAAGCAGAAGCUAGGCUUUCCAGGGAGUCUUUACUCUUCAAUCCUCUGCAUCUGGGAAAAAAUGAUUCUGAUUAUUUUCUUCGUAUAUGGAAUUCUGAAGUUGGAGAAUCAUUUAGGAAUCUCAGUAAGGCUGACAAACUUGCAUGCGAAAGCCCCAUUUCUCAGGGUUCUUCGAGUACCAAAUGUGGAUCAAUUUCAGCUAUCACCAUGGACAUUGGCCACAAUUUAGCAGGUUCCUCAACUCCUGCAAGUAAUCAAAAUGAAGAUACAGAAUGCAAGAGCUGUAAAUCAUACACUGAGGAUGCCUUUGCUGAUUCAUCAAGCUCUGACCUGCAGGAUUCAUCAGACUCUGCACUGCAACUGCUGUUGGAUUUUCCCAUCAACAAUGAUAUGAGCUUCUUAGAGGAUAACUGUGCCACAACUUCUGCAAUGUUGAUGGACAACUCUUUGUUCUACCCCCUCUGAGUUUACAUGCCUGUUCUGAAACCUCUUUUGCUUGAAUUUUCAUGUCGGUUUUUAGUUACCAUAAGUAAUGAAGAAUGGUGUAAGAGCAAAGAGAAUUUUGUGAAGGUGAAUGUUCUUGGUAAUAUUAGUCCAUGGGCAGAUAAGAGUGUUGAUUAGGUUAAUUUAUUUAUGUAUAGCAGAUUCAUAUAUUACUAGUGAUCUCUUAAAACCUUUUAAACUUAGAAUGGCAGAUACUACUUUCUACAUUAUA